Messenger RNA from Monopterus albus (swamp eel), 2944 nucleotides. RefSeq names its product homer scaffold protein 3. The record is from RefSeq and is a predicted model, not a curated record. The transcript has 11 exons. Gene Ontology annotation, biological process: G protein-coupled glutamate receptor signaling pathway. NCBI's taxonomy places the organism in Eukaryota, Metazoa, Chordata, Actinopteri, Synbranchiformes, Synbranchidae. Gene Ontology annotation, molecular function: G protein-coupled glutamate receptor binding. Bases 438 to 1538 code for a protein of 366 amino acids.
CAGGAGGAAAGCCCAGCACACAAGUCCCGGUGGAGGGUUGAGCUAAAAGUAUUCUGUCCGCCGAGAUUCAUCGAUACCCCUCCGUCUGUCCGGCCCGCACAGCUGAGCCAAACGGACCACGGUGCGCAGUUACGCACGGGGACGAGAGAUCCGCGGUGCUGCUCGCCGUGAAAAUCCGCAGACAAAGGGAGGUAGACCGGUUGGAGUACAACUGACUUGAGAGGACAGGAGUGCUGCCUGGAGGGGAAACGGGGAAUGUGGAGUCGGAAGUGAUUUGUCUUCUUACCCCAGAAAUGUAACUUAAAAGUUCAGGAUUUCAGGGAAGAAAAGAAUCACUUUGGAGGAGUAAGAAGAAAAAGAGUUACUGAGUGUAAUCAGUCCCCCAAAACAGCAUUCAGAUCCUCGGAGCAUGGGAGGAGUUGCCCACGAGCUGUAAAAUGUACCCGCUACACCGAGACAGAGAGCAGCCCAUCUUCAGCGCCAGAGCUCAUGUCUUCCAGAUUGACCCGGCAACCAAACGCAACUGGCUGCCGGCCAGCAAGCAUGCCGUCACCGUGUCCUUCUUCUACGAUGCCACCCGCAGCGUCUACCGAAUCAUCAGUGUGGGUGGGACUAAGGCCAUCAUCAACAGCACCAUCACCCCUAACAUGACCUUCACCAAAACGUCUCAGAAGUUUGGCCAGUGGGCAGACAGUCGGGCUAACACUGUGUAUGGCCUGGGUUUCUCCACAGAGCAGCAGCUGCAGCAGUUUGCAGAGCAGUUUAAAGAGGUGAAGGAUGCGGCUCGUCUGGCCAGAGAGAAAUCCCAAGAGAGAUUUGAACUGGCCAAUCCUGCGCUCAGCAUUGCAGCUCCACAGCUCUCCCAGGAGUUGUCGGAGGAGCAUCAUUCGCCACCGCUGCUGACUGUUAAUGGGCCGGGUGAGGAAAAGCUGUUUCGCAGUAGGAGUGCCGAAGUGGAGCUGACAAUAGAGAAGGAGAGGGUCAAGAAGAUGUUGUCUGAAGGAUCCAUGUGUGAGAUAAACCUGGAGGCUGAGCUCUUCACCCUGCAGGACAGUAAUGCCAAGCUGGUGGCAGCACUGCAGGAAGCCAACACCAGUGUUGCACAGUGGAAGAAGCAGCUGGCUGAAUACGAGGAGGAGACCGAUCGCCUCCGAGACCAGGUGGCAGAACUGGAGGCCCAGUUGGGGCACCCUGCUGCUGGUCAGAUUAGUAGAGAGGAGCUGCGUCGGUCACUAGAGGAGCUGGAAGCCCUGCUAAAUGCCAAAGACCAGGAAAUUCGCAAUCUACAGAGCAAGAAACCAGAUGUGGGUGAGCUAGAGAAGGAGAGAGAGGACGCCAUUCAGAGACUCCAGGAUCUGGAGAGACGAAACGCAGAGCUGGAGGAUCGGGUUCAGAGCGCUGAAAAGACGCUGGCCUCCAGCCAGGAGGACCAGGAGCAGGCGGAGGUCGAGGUCCGACGUAUCAUUGAGGUUCUGGACAUCAAAAUCUGUGACUUGAGCGACCUGAGACAGAGCCUGGCAAAACUCAUUGAUAAAUAGCCACAGCUGCAGUUGGGCUGUAUCUCCUCAGUCAGAGCUGGUGCCCCUCAUGUUGCCUUGAUUUAUUUUUCACCUAUAUCAAAGCAAUAUGGAGGGAAAAGUGCAGGAAACACUGUAUCAGAAGCCUCUUUCAGGUGCCAUGUGCUGAUUAAACCAUCUGUUCUGUGCAUCAUCGUCGCAUUAAUGAUGCAGUUUUGAUAUAAUUAUCAUAAACAACUGACACUUUGGUUGGAUUGGCUACUCAUUCUUGUUCUUUUUUUUUUUUUUUUUUUUUCUUCUUUUGGUCACAGUUCUCAUCAGCUGCAUGUGCUUCAGCCCUUCAGUUCUGAGGAGGAUAAAUGAUUUUUACUCCAGAUUUUUACUUCUGUUUCACCAUCUGCUAUCACUGGCAACUCUGAAAGCUUUAGUUCCCUUUACACUGGAGGGACAGUGCCCUUGUCCCCCUCUCUGCACCAGACCAAUCAAGUAUAUUUCAAAAUCUGACUGGUGCCUUACAAUAUAACUGCAGAGCCAUGCUGCUAGAAGCUGAUGGUCUCAUUUGUUUAUGGUAAUUAUCCUGAUGCCUCAACAUGAAUGAUUUAUUCAUAGCAAUACACAGGACUGCACAGAGCACCUUUGAAAGACAACUUGCACCAAAACUGAUUUUAAGCUUGCUAUUUUGCAAAGGUAGACAUUUUAUAUAUAUAUAUAUAUUCUCUUACUGAAUUGAGAGGCACGAGCUGGCAUAAGAAUUUGAGGAAAAAAGGGCCGUACAGUGUUUAAUAAAAACCACUGGUGCUUCAAAUUCCUGCAGAGAUGGAGGGCUGAACCACUCAAACAUGUUUGGGCACAGACCAUAAACUGUAACAGCAGGAGCUGCAUCAGGGAACGAGGUCUUAAUUCCAGACAUUUAACAUAUAGAAACAUCAAAGCGACUGUCCAUAAAUGCUUCUUUCAUGGCAGUUUGGCAGGAGCUCUUUUCACAUUAAACUAGUUGCCAUGGGCUGAAACAUAAUAUUUCUGUAUAAAUAAAGCUUUAGGAUUUAAAUUUUCUCACAAUUACUGGUCAGUCUCUAAAGUCAGUCCUAGUAAAAAAAACAAAAAAAACUGCACAAGUAAAAUGUCUACCUGUGUACAAUAACAAGAUAGUGUUCAUUUUGGCAUUGUGCUGUAACUGUGGAGAUGCACCCAGGAGGAGUGUAGUCGAGGUAAGGACACGGGGAGGCAAAGAUGCUGAAUAAAGUCAGUUCCAGUUCACCAUCAGCAGCCUGGACUGGCUUAACACCAGCCACAACAUGAACAAACUCAGAGAUGAAACAAGCUGCUCCCAUUUUUAUGUCCAUGUUUCAUAAUGACUGUUACUAACAGUCAGGAUUGGAAAUCAACAAUUGCUACUUGCCUAAAUGCUGCAAAAUUCGAGCAGUGGC